GGCCUACAUUCUGUUUUAUGUGGAGCGUCAGGCCAGAGCUGGAGCAGAAAAACUGUAAUACCUCCUGACCAUGAGUCAUCAACUACACCGGACAACAUUUCCAUUUUCCAUAAAUACUUGAUCCAAGAGUCAAAUUUCAGACUUUCAGGCCCUCUGAACAUAAGCCGAACCACAGAUGGCUUCGAGUAAGUCUGGAUCCUGACACCCGCCCUCCCCACCCCGAGCUUCAGCACCAGUUGUUGGCCAAAAAUAAACACCAUUCCUCAACCAUAUAUGUCCACCAGUCCUGAUCUGGGGAGGAAGCAGGAGGCAGGUCAGACCCUUUCUGGGCAUUCACGUGCGGCCACCACUCACCAUGCACAUAACCCAGCUCAAUCGGGAGUGUCUGCUGUGUCUCUUCUCCUUCCUGGACAAGGACAGCCGGAGGAGCCUCUCCAGGACUUGCUCCCAGCUCCGAGAUGUGUUUGAGGACCCCACCCUCUGGCCCCUGCUGCACUUCCAUUCUCUCGCAGAGCUCAAGAAAGACAACUUCCGGCUGAGCCCUGCGCUGCGCAGCCUGUCCAUCUGUUGGCAUUCCAGCCGUGUGCAGGUGUGCAGCAUCGAGGACUGGCUCAAGAGCGCCCUCCAGAGGAGCAUCUGCAGCCAGCACGAGAGCCUGGUUAAUGAUUUCCUCCUGCAGGUGUGCAACAGGUGCCCCAACCUGACGUCCGUCACGCUGUCGGGCUGCGGCCACGUCACGGACGACUGCCUGGCGCGCUUGCUGCUCAGCUGCCCGCGCCUGCGUACGCUGCGCCUCGAGAACUGCGCGCGCGUUACCAACCGCACGCUGGCGGCCGUGGCCGCGCACGGGCGCGCGCUGCAGACUCUGCACGUGGACUUCUGCCGCAACGUGAGCGCCGCCGGCCUGCUCCGCCUCCGCGCCGCCUGCCCGAACCUGCGCCUCAGCGCCGAACGCAGCGCGGCCAUGAUACCCGAUCAGCCGCCGCGCGCACGCGUGUGCGCUGCCUCAGCUUUCUCGGCUGCACCGGGGAGACAAAGCAUGCCUCACCCCACGGGCUCCUACUGAGGAUGCGCGCGCGCGCUAUUAAAGGAGAGGAUGCAUGUAAAACUCUGGGUUUCUCUUUAAACGUCUGCCCCGUCGCGGCGCGCUGACUCGCCGUAGCGCCGGGGCUGCUUUCUAAGCUGGCGAGGAACCUGCGAAUGGCUGAGGGGAGAACCCGAAAUGAGAGUCUCCCUGGCUGCUCACUGCCAGACCGUGCGAGAUGCACAAGCCAUUCUAGAAAACUCACUCCUGUCCCUGCAUGACUGAUAGUUACUAUUAUUUCUCCUGUUUCUCACAAGGGAAAAAAAAGCAUCACUUUUAAAAAGCCAGUAUUUAAAGUAGUAGCCAUAGUUAAAAGUGCUUAGAUAGGGAACCAUUUUUACUUGAUGCAAAAAAUGAGACUAGUUUUUCUGGCCUGAGUCUGGACUUCUAGGUCAACUUCACUUUAGUUGCCAAGACCCUGUGGCCACGGCCCUCUCAGUUCACCCAGCAGCCUCCCUCUCUAGGCAGGGGAUGGGCAAGCAGGUUAAAUGAGCACAGCUAGGGGGUGGGGAAGCUCAGCCAGGCUUCUCUGGCUGCCAUCUAUAAUCAAGACUCCUUCGUUUAUCUGCAGCCAGAUUCUUUUUUUUUUUUUUUUCUUUCAGAUUUCUGUGACAUGGUUUCCCAAUCCCUAUCCACAGGUUCCUUAAUUUAUUGCCCAAAUGGAAAACAAGAAAAAGACAAUUUUCUGUUCUGUUCGCGUGGAACCCCUAUUCUAGGGAGACAAUAAUUGGUACAAAAGAAGGCUUGUGGGGUGGGUGGGGAUAACCAAACUAAAUGUCAUGGAGAAGGUUGACACUUGAGCCAUGAAACCAGCCAGGGAGCCAAGCAAGCCAUAUGGAAAGUGCUACAGUCCAAGAAACUGCAGGGCACCAUACUGGAAGCAUUCGAGGGAUGUGCGACAGCAGUGAGAUCAGCAUGGCUGAAGCAGGGAGAGGAGUAGAGAACCAGAUGGAGGGAAGUGUAAAGGACAGAUUAUGAGGAGGAUAAAAUGAGCCCUUGGAGGUAACCGCAUGCCAGCAGGAGCCAGACCACCAAACAGCGAAAGUGUGUGAAGUUCCACUGAACAACAUUCAGGCACGUGUGGCAGGCAUAGCCUCCAAGGCCCUGGGGACUGCUGAGGGACUUUCCUGCUGCUGCCAGGUUCUGAGCUGUGGCAGUGCCUCACCCAGAAUCAGGGUACACAAGUCGUGGCCUGGUGUAAUGCCUUCUAAUCUUUGGGAAAGCUCCCAGUGGAGUGUUCCAACUGUGCUGACGAUGUUCCCACUGGCAGGCAUAGCUCAGCAAGCACAUGCCACCUUCAGGGAAGGUGGGUAAGCCACUAACCCUUUACUGACAGCAAAACCAGAGAAAACUGGGCUCUAAUUUCCCAGAUCUGUAAAGGGAAGACCAAAUGGUCCCCAGGCCCCUUUUUGCCUGCUCUCCCAAUAAAUGUCCAACACAUACUUUUUUGCUAAAUACUGAGCUUGGCAGACACAGAGCUUCAUCUGACAAAGGUCACAUGUUCAUGGACAUCUGGGAAAAGCUUGGUUUUUGAAGGUAGAGGGUUUAUGUUUUCUUGAGACUGAUUAAGGACAUAAGUUGGCAAGUAUUUGUUAACUGAACGAGGCCAGCAAUUAAGGAAAUACACAAGUCUCUACAAGGCAAACCAAAUCCCUGCCCUGAGACCCAAUGGCUGGCUGCUCUACAGAUAAGGAACACUAGUCUUCAAGAAUCAAGAAGAGGAAAAUAAAAACACAAACAAACAAAAACUCAAAGCAAGCAUGCAGGUUUCCAGCUAAGAGGCAGCAUCACCAUGCUAUCUGCAUCUCUGCAGACCUGAGACAAGUGGGUUUGUCGGGCACCAUCUUACUAGAGUGCUCCCACAGUCUCCAGGCAGAGCAAAUCUUCUGUCAAAGGCCCAGAUCCGGUUAAGGCAUUAUUCUCAAUGGCAAUAAACUGAAGCCUGCAGACUGCUUGUCACUAGGACAAAGCCUAGAGGCACAAGCAGGGCCUUCCUACCUCAAGUCCAGAAUUAAGGGCAUAUCUUUAUUUAGAAGUCUCCGGUGCCCCCCAGAGACUUGAAUCUUUUUCUAGGGAACCAAUUCCAUAUGAAAACUUCAAUAAAAUGAUGCCUGGAUUCUCAGCUUUAUCAGGGAUGUUCCUUCAGAUUUGGAAAGACAAGCACUCGCCUUUCCACUGGUAAACUUGCCUUCCCGUUUCUCUGCCUGGUACCUUAUUUGAGCAGGCUGUCAGCAAUGGCCUUUUCAUUGAGUCCACAGGAAGCAGCCUGUGACACAGAUUAGAUGGGAGGAAAAGAGACAAGCUGCCUACUGACCUCCAAUGCUUUCUGGUACACUGCAGCAGGAGCCUCACAGCAAGGGGGCUCCUCUUUCCCACCACCCGGCAUACUCAGCUGGCACUCUUGGACAGAUGAGCAACUGCCACUGACCACAAGGGCUGGGUUAAACACCAAGUGGGGCUCUGUCUCAGUCCCUCAUCCACACACUAACCCUUGUAUGAAUGUACACUGUCAGCCACCCAUCCACUCACUGAUGCAUGUGCACAGCUGUCUCUUUUGGACCACUGUCCCCUUUGCUGUCCUUUGGUACAUUGGCACAGAGGUGCUGCCUCACACCAGCCAUGCUUGAGGCUCUGCUGUAGGCCGGGAUGCCAGCAGCACAAGGGGAGGGAGGUGUGAGAGCCCCGGCUCCUCCUCGGUAGGUAUCCUUUUCAGAAGAAAUCUGUCCCCAGUUUCUGAAUGGCCCAGAGAGCAAGGUGACACUGGCAGACUGCAAAGCUCACUCUGUUUGGGCUCAUGUCUGCUUCAACUUCUAGCCUAGGCACCCCUGGAUCAACAACAGCGGCCCCACUCUGAUUCCUGAAUCUGCUUUAUUUCUCUGCAUAAGGAACCCUGCACAGGCGAAUCAAACUAAAACAAAAUAAAUAUAUGAAUAUUCAUGUAAAACUGUCCUUUCUAAUGAACAAUUAUACACAAUGUACAAUUUCAUGUUCACUGGGUGGGCUUACAAAAAUGUAUCAUUCUCAACUAAAAAUACACCAAAAUGGCUCCAUGCAAACUUAUCCACAGUGACCAAAAAAUACAGAGGAAAACCUGACUGAGCAGUUUCUGCUCUUUGUUUUGUACAAUCACAGAAAAAUAAAACCAUCUAAUUUCUUUGUUUCAUUUGAA
Messenger RNA from Mus musculus (house mouse), 4253 nucleotides. It is a transcript of the gene Fbxl22, whose product is annotated as F-box and leucine-rich repeat protein 22. Gene Ontology annotation, cellular component: Z disc; SCF ubiquitin ligase complex. Lineage: Eukaryota; Metazoa; Chordata; Mammalia; Rodentia; Muridae. The record is from RefSeq and is a predicted model, not a curated record. The coding region runs from base 356 to 1066 and encodes 236 amino acids. Gene Ontology annotation, biological process: protein ubiquitination. The transcript is spliced from 3 exons.